UCCCUUCUGUGUUUACCCAUCCAUUCCCAUAAUCAUUAGCUAAGUCUGAGGAAUACCAAGGGAAACAACUGAACAUACUGGUCCAGUUGUUGUUUUUUUAAAAAAAAAAAAAGUCUGGUGUUUACUGAUGUCUUGAGCAUAGUGCAACACUAUAUAAAUGAACCCCGAUUUAAGCCUGUGUUUCUCUGUACAUAUUGUGCAUGAGUAUUAAAGAUAGUAAUUACUGCAACAGAUACCAAAACAGUUUUUUUUUCGUAUCAUUAUUAAUCCUCUUGCUAAGAUAUUUCAUGCCUGCGCUUACCCGUGCUCCAUUUUGUAUUGGGGGUAAAAUGGCUGCCAGACAGAACAAACCAUGUGACUGCAGCUGUGCUUUGUGCUGGAGAGGCCGAAUAACCUGUAAUUGUGAAAAGCCUUCAUUAGUACAUGAAUGUUUAUGUAAUGGUUAUACAGACUGUUCGGGAAUAAGUGGCAAGGAUUAUAAUUGUCUACAGAAGAUGAUUAAAUGGUCUGGUCCUCUAAGAUUGCCGGUCCAAGGCUAUAAAAGGAAAAUGGGCUUGAAUCAUUUGAAUUGAUGGCUCUUCUGUUAUCAUUGCAAUAAGUGCAAGAAUGUUGGCCUUGAUCAAGUGGUCUUCAAGUUAGACAUCAUGUUUGCUGUGUUUUUGUUACCUCUAUUUCUGCUCCUAAAUUGUACUGGUCUCUCAUCAACUGCUGUCUACUAAGAUGGUACUAUUGUGUGCAUGUCUGUGCGUGGGUGGAAAUGAGAGCAUCACAUCUUUUAUGGAAAGUAACCCUAGUGCUUUAAUACUCCUUCCUGACAUAUCUUCAUAUAGAGUAAGCUAAAGCCUUUAUGUGCUUUAACAUAUGGAUCAUUUUCAAAAAUUAAUGGACAUAAAGGAAUCUUCAUUUUCUGGUUUAACUCUUGGUUGAAUAACAAAUAAGGCUUUACCAACUGAAAAACGUUAGGUGGUGCAACCAAAUAUUUAUACUUUACUAUUAUUUUAUUCCAAAUGAAAGCCUUCAUAAAUGAACCAUUUAAGUUUCUGUAAUGCAUCAGACAUUGUUAAUUGCUAUUUGUUAUUUGAAUUUAUGAUUAGUAGUAAUAUUAAUUGUGGUUGUACCAUCUGCAUUUUAAGUCAUUUCAAAUGAAACAGACGUAUGUUUGAACACCUGCACAAACGUUUGUUCUUGAUAUCUAGUGUAUACAUACAACUUUAAAAACCGAUAGUUUUGUCAUAUUGCAGAAUUUUAAUGUUUUUUUUUUCCAUUGGUUGUACCACCUGACAUAAACCGUGCAAGAAUAACAGUUGAAAAUGGACUUUUUUCUUAGUAUUUGAGUUAGAUCUAGCUUUCACUGUCCACGGGUUAUUUGCAUAACCAAUUGACAAAGAAAGUGUUUCAAGUCCCACACCAAAGUACUGAAGUACCCCAACUGGUUUGGUACUUUUGGUACAGGAACUUUUAGUACUGGUACUCAACUGGAAGUCAAUGGAAAAAGGGAAAGUGCCAAAAGUACGGUACUUGGUGUUGUGGAAAUGCGCCCUUUGAGAGUGAAGGAAACUAAUUAAGGAAUUAAUUCAGUUUUAAGUAUUAACUGUAAUUCAUGUCUUUGUACGUUACUCCCAUUUUGAAAUAUUGCUUAGAAGCUUUUUAGAAUAAAAGAAAAAUUAAUUGUGUGGUUAUCAUGCUGCAGACACACUGGAUAUACUAGGGGGGCAUUUUGCAUAUUUAUUCCCAAAUUGCCAUUUUUUUAUUUUUGCAAACUCUUUCAGAUGUAGAGUUGAGAGUCUGUGGGAUUUUCUGGAUUUCUCUGUGAAUGCCUCCUAAAAUGUGAUCUGAUGUUCAGGGAACGUCUUCUCCAUUAAUUUGAGUGAUUCAUGCAGUUUCACUGUUGACAUACAGUUGGCAUGAAUUGUGAAGUCGAGGUUACAGAGAAGGCAGUGCACUCCUGGUCCAGGUUCACCUCGGCUGGAAAGACUGCACUUUUGGAAGCCUUGAGGGUUUUUAGUCCCAUGUCAAAGGAUCUUCUGGACACUGAGAUACAGCUGGUAUCCUUUCUUCAGGGCCUCAAAGAAGAAGGUCACAAGCCCACUGUGCUGAAGAGCAAGGAUGUCUACGGCUACAAUUCCUGCACAGCAGAACCUCUUCCGCAAGCAAAGUUAUCAAAAAUACAGGAACCUUUUAACAAGGUUCCUAAGUUACAGAAAUCUGGUAAGCGACGCAGAAGGAAACCUGGUACCAAGAAGAAAGAAAUUAAUUAUACGCUCUUGAGUGCAGCAGCUAAACUCAUUUUGAAGAAUCAACCUAAAAUUCUAUUGACAAACCUCUCAAGAGAGACUUUAAAACGGACAGUCCAUUCCAAGCCACCAGUUAUAAACAUCAGGCCUGUCCAGAUGCCAUGUCUUAAACUGACUAAUAUCAAAGGGCCCUCUAGGGGCCAUACAGCAAAGCUGCAGAUUCAUACAGGAUUAGGGUCUCGAUCAGUUGCUUUGUCCAACUCCCACAGGUUACCUGGACUGUCAGAGAUACCUGUGCAACCACUGGAACAUUCAGCAAAAACUGCUAAAGUAGUAGCUUUGGAGAAAAGAAUGGUUUCCUGCCCAAUAAAGUUGGGGGUGAUGCUGAAACGAGAGACUGUUCCAGCGGUACAUGAGAACGGUAGGGUCUUGAAGGAAAGCAACAACUACAAACCAGUGCCCAUAAAACGUCGCAGAUCCAUUGUGGCUAACAAAAAGCUGGGCUUGAGGGAUAAGGGUGCAGCUCGGGUGCGGAAGCGAAAAAGGCAUGAGGAAGCCGAGGACAAGAUGCUGAGGAAGACGGGCAAAAACGGAGUCUGGGUUGUGAAAGGUCAAGAGGAUUCCGGGCUUCUUAGGUUUAAGGUGAUCAAGGUGGAUGAUUCCAUCACAGAUGAAGAGGUACGAAGAAAAGCCCAGAAGAUUUUGCAAGUUAAUUUGUCGCCCGUUAUUGAAAUUCAACCGCUCAUCACUUACCCUGUGUAAAUCAUAGUCAUGCUACAAAAGCUCUGCAUGAUCCCUGCAACUAGCUUUUAUUUUUACUUUUCUACCAAUGCCUUGUUGAGCCUGAACUCAACGUCGAAGCAUUUUUAUAAUGGGAAAAAAGACAUUUAGGGUAGGAUUUACCCUUCAUCCAGCAAGGACGAUGUGUGUGAUGUCUGUGUUUCACCUUUCCUGCAUUGAAGGGACAGUGCACAGUGUAGGAGCGCAGUUGCUACAUAGUGGAACAAUAAUUACCAUCGUUCAUGUGUCUUUUUCUUUCGAAAAGGGUGCAGGUUUAAAUUGUGACGGUUUUAUAUGAUACGGUGCACUGUGAAAUGACAUUUCAUCUGUUUUGUUAAGAUAAAGGAAGCCAUGUUGUCAUAUUACUAUGCAGUAUCUAUAAAGCUGUUUUUUCAAAUGGCGACACAGAUUAGCGUGCUCUAUUGUAGGCUUUUAUUUUGGUAUUCGGCCAUACCCUAGUAUUCCAUAAUUUUUGGGAAGAUUUCUUUGUUCACCUGAACAUGUUUUAUUUUCAUUUAAAAUCAUUCACUUUAAGGGCAUCUAGUGGCUUUUUCCAACUCCUCUGGGGAAGUUGGGAUUCUGUUUUUGGUUUUGGUUGAGACUUAAAUAAUGCAUCAGAAUGCGCUCUUCAGACUGUUUGGAAAUGUGUGCGCUGAAUUUCAUCACUUUGUAUUGCAAUCAUUUUAAUUCAGGGCACGAUUAAAUGGCCGUGUUUUGUAUAAAACAUCGCAUCCAUGAGUAGAUGUUUAUAUUGCGGCCCGGUUAGAUAGAGCACAUUUCAUUUCAACUUUCCUCAUGCAAGGUAAAACAAAUUUCCAUUUGGAAAUCCCUGACAUGGUAACUGAUCAGUGGGCUGCUCCUGGACUGAAUAUUUUCUCACCUUACAAAAUACUCUAGCUUCCGUAAUUGCUCCAUUUUAUUUAAAAAACAUUCAGUCUAAUUAUUUACAAAUGUAUUUCAUACUUGGUAUUACUUUUACAUCUCUAGAGUACAGCUAUUUAAACAAAUGUUGGGUUUUCAUAAUUGCCAUUGACGUUCAGUAUGUGCUGCUUUGCCUUUAAUGUAACUUAGGUUUGAAAAUAAAGGUCUCCAUUACCCUGUACUGGGUAGGCAUCCGGAAGAUGAAUGGAUGUGUGAAAUAAAAGCAAAACAAACCCUUCUAAUGAACAGUUGGUAUUGACAGUUGUUCUUGUGCCAAACAGGUCCAUUUGGUGCCUUUCUGUUGCUUAGAUUUUCUCCAGUAUUUCAAAAUGAUCUGUAGAAUAACUUGGAUUGAGUUCUACCUUAAAUUGCUUCCAGUGUUUUACUUUUUUUUUAUCUAGUUCCUCAAAGGCUUCUUUGCAUAUUGACUUAGCUUUUCGGUUCCUGAAAUACUUCCUUCUUAUACAGAGUAUGGUCUUUUCCCAUGCUUGCUUCAGGGUUUUGACUUGACACUGGACAAAGGCAACAAUACCAAAACAAAUGAUAGAUGUGGGUUUGAAUGGAGGUUGUGUUCUGUAGAACCGGAAGAUGCACUUUCUGUAUAGACACGGUAACUUCCCCCUGUGACAUUUUCCAAUUUCUGUAUGUGUAACUUGAAUUUAAAUGUUUGAGACUGGCAAUUUUCAUACAUGAUUGUUUUUUGUAAAAAAUUACAUCAUUUUCCCCAGCCAGAGUGGUCUUGUGAACAAUGCUAAUUAAAUAAUUAAAUUCUGUGCAGUCAACAUUGUAUAUUUGGUAUAACUGUUCAGAAAUUGUGAAAUAAAAAUUGCUUUAAAAAAACCGCUCAUUCUCAUGCCCUAAUGCAAAGACCAUGAUACUGGUUUUGGAAGCUCCUGAGCUUGUUACCCGAAUCCCACACCACUUACAACUUGUU
Molecule: messenger RNA, 4869 nt
Organism: Brienomyrus brachyistius
Lineage: Eukaryota; Metazoa; Chordata; Actinopteri; Osteoglossiformes; Mormyridae
Product: coiled-coil domain-containing protein 71-like
Exons: 2
Coding region: 1905-2996 (363 amino acids)
Source: RefSeq, a predicted model, not a curated record